Ilyonectria robusta is the source of this 996-nucleotide messenger RNA. Its product is annotated as negative regulator of the PHO system. Bases 1 to 996 code for a protein of 331 amino acids. Gene Ontology annotation, cellular component: nucleus; cytoplasm. Gene Ontology annotation, molecular function: cyclin-dependent protein serine/threonine kinase activity; ATP binding. Lineage: Eukaryota; Fungi; Ascomycota; Sordariomycetes; Hypocreales; Nectriaceae. The transcript is spliced from 2 exons. The record is from RefSeq and is a predicted model, not a curated record. Gene Ontology annotation, biological process: protein phosphorylation.
AUGGACGGCAAACGACACCCCAGCUCGUUCCAGCAGCUGGAGAAGCUGGGCGAGGGCACAUAUGCUACUGUCUUCAAAGGUCGUAACCGCCAGACCGGAGAGCUCGUCGCCCUCAAGGAGAUCCACCUCGACUCGGAAGAGGGAACACCGUCAACAGCCAUCCGCGAGAUCUCGCUCAUGAAGGAGCUCAAGCACGAGAACAUUGUCGCCCUACACGACGUUAUCCACACCGAGAAUAAGCUCAUGCUCGUAUUUGAGUUCAUGGAUGGCGACCUGAAGAGAUACAUGGAUACCAAUGGCGAGCGGGGUGCUCUCAAGCCCGUCACCAUCAAGUCCUUCAUGUACCAGCUCCUCAAGGGAAUCGACUUUUGUCACCAGAACCGUGUCCUGCACCGCGACCUCAAGCCACAAAACCUGCUUAUCAACAGUAAGGGUCUUCUGAAGCUCGGCGAUUUUGGUCUUGCGCGCGCCUUUGGCAUCCCCGUCAACACCUUCUCUAAUGAGGUGGUCACAUUGUGGUACCGUGCCCCCGACGUUCUGCUCGGCAGCAGGACCUACAACACCAGCAUUGAUAUUUGGUCUGCCGGCUGCAUCAUGGCCGAGAUGUUUACUGGGCGACCCCUCUUCCCCGGAACCACCAACGAAGAUCAGAUCGUGAGGAUAUUUCGCAUCAUGGGAACACCAACAGAGCGCACCUGGCCCGGCAUCACCCAGUUCCCCGAGUACAAGCCCACCUUUCAAAUGUAUGCUACCCAGGACCUCCGCAACAUCCUCCCUGCAAUCGACCCGACCGGUAUCGACCUGCUCCAGCGUAUGCUCCAGCUCCGCCCCGAGCUGCGAAUCAGCGCACAAGAUGCUCUGCAGCAUCCUUGGUUCAAUGACCUGGUCAUGCACCAACAACAGCAGCAGCAGCAACAGCAGCAACAACAACAAAACCUGCAGGCCCAAUCUCGUGCCUACCAGGCAGUGCCAAGCCAGGGGUUUGAUACCUACUAG